AUGGAGGUGAAGUUGCUGGCCAUGCACCGCCCGACCCAUGACUCAGACCGGGAGAAGGAUGGGGAUUAUCCCUUCAGCUGGCACCUUCGCGGACGGAAGCGCAACUGGGAACUCAGGAUGCAGCUCCAGUUCAAGGUGCUUCCCAAGGAGCCUCUGUUCUUUGCCUUGGAGCUGAGCCGUUUCGUGGAGGUGUCGGGUGUCACGCGCCAGGUGCAAAAGGCUCUGGUGGCGGCAUGCCAAGCCGCAGGGGAGUGUUAUCACUCCAAUGGUCAGGACCCCAGCACCCUGCUGGCCGGUCGGGAGUCAGAACCGCCCACCUUCGCCAUGCCUCUCUAUGCCUUUGACCAGUUUGAGGUCUCCAGGAAGGGAACGGAGCCAGACCUGUCGGGUGACCUCGAAUCCAUUGGAAUGCGCAGAAGCGAUGGUGCAAAGAACUACAUGGCGGCCCUGAAGAAGGCCUUAGCCGAGCUCACCACUGAACACGUUUACACCUUCUGCUUCUGGGGUGUGUCACAAUUCCUGGAUUGCAUCCGCUGGGAGAUCACCGGGGGAAUUGUUCCCGGCAUGACGGUGGACUUCAAUAGGCUCUGUGGCUCUCCACCAGUGUACUUCAGCGUCUAUGAGCUCAAAGACUCAGGAAGUGAGAAGCGCCACUUGAAGUCCCGCAAGAGGAGCUACUUCCGAGUAGCGGCCUGGAGUGCAUUGCAACCACCUGCAGAGGCACCUGAGAAACCGUUUACCAAUGCCGACUUCAGCUGGGACGGUGGCAUGGAUUUGCUGGACUUAGAUCCCACACCAGCACCGGCCACGGGUGGGUACGCUGCCGCCGCGCCAAAGACAGCAGAGGCGUCUGUCGACCUGCUGGGGCUGGGAUGA
Durusdinium trenchii is the source of this 876-nucleotide messenger RNA. Lineage: Eukaryota; Dinophyceae; Suessiales; Symbiodiniaceae. The record is from the annotation of a GenBank genome assembly.